This is a messenger RNA of Condylostylus longicornis, 2425 nucleotides long. Its product is annotated as G protein-activated inward rectifier potassium channel 3-like. Bases 469 to 2109 code for a protein of 546 amino acids. Gene Ontology annotation, molecular function: inward rectifier potassium channel activity. Gene Ontology annotation, biological process: potassium ion import across plasma membrane; regulation of monoatomic ion transmembrane transport. Gene Ontology annotation, cellular component: plasma membrane. Lineage: Eukaryota; Metazoa; Arthropoda; Insecta; Diptera; Dolichopodidae. The transcript is spliced from 8 exons. The record is from RefSeq and is a predicted model, not a curated record.
AGACGCAAGAGUGAUUUGUUAUAUUUUUAGUGAUAAAAAAUCGUUGUACAUAAAAAUGUAUGUACAUACCUUUAUCAUAACAACAUAGUGUUGACGAAAUGUAAAUAAUAAAUUUAAAUUGUAUAUUAAUAAAUACAUGCGAAAUAUAAGCUGUAGUGAAUAGAUAGAUCAUUUAGUUAUAUAUUAGUAAAUUAUUUUUUAUUUUAUAUAACAAUAUUAUCGUAUAUAUCAAUUUUAUCAACGUAAAUAUAAUAAGAAAUAUAACAAAAUUUAUAAUUGUAUAACGAAAUAAAUAUAACAAAAAUUAAAAUUGAUAAAAAUAUUUUUUAAUUAAAAAUAUUUGUAAUAAAAUAAUUGAAUAAAAUUCUCACUAAUUAAAUAAUAAAUAAAUUAUAAUUAUUUUAUAAUUUUAAUUAAACCUCUUAAUACCCAUAGAAGGGGUUCUUUUAAAAAUUCGAAUUUAAAAAAAUGAUUCUAAAUAAAAACGAUGAUCAACGAGAAGAUCAAACACAAAAAUUAUUAGAUAAUAAAAAUUCAAAUUUAAAUUCUCCAGUUAUAAUUAAAAUGUCAAAUGAUGAGGGAAUUAAAGAGAAAUUGUCAUGUCCAUCACAUUCAACAAAAGGCAAAGAAACUUUAUUAGAAUCAUUUCAAGAACAUUUAAAAAUUUCAUUAAAAAAUCUUAAUGAAACAUCUGGACCAUUAUCAAGGUACAGACAGACACGGUUUUCCUCUCGUCGUGUCAGGAAACGAGUCAUUUUUAAACAAGGAGAUUGUAAUGUUGUCCAGGGGAAUGUUGCAAAACGACGGCGAAGAUAUAUGCAAGAUAUUUUUACAACACUUGUUGAUGCUCAAUGGCGUUGGACAUUAUUAGUUUUUGCAUUAAAUUUUUUAAUAUCAUGGGCUGCUUUUGCUGUUGUUUGGUGGGCAAUUGCAUAUUUACACGGUGAUAUAGAAUAUCUACAAAUGGAAGAGGAAAUGAAAGAAGAUGGAAUUAAUAUUGAACAAUUAUUAAAUGGAACAUUUACAAUGUGUGUUACAGAAAUUCAUAGUUUUACAUCAGCAUUUUUGUUUUCAGUAGAAACUCAACAUACAAUUGGUUAUGGUAAUCGUUAUUUAACUGAAGAAUGUUCUGAAGCUAUUUUUGUAAUGUCUUUUCAAUCAAUAACUGGUGUAUUUAUACAGGCAUUUAUGGUUGGAAUUGUAUUUGCGAAAUUGUCGAGGCCCAAGAAACGCGCUCAAACUUUAUUAUUUUCAAGAAAUGCUGUUGUAUGUCAUCGUGAUGGUGUUCCAUGUUUAAUGUUUAGAGUUGGUGAUAUGCGUAAAAGUCAUAUAAUUGAAGCUCAUGUUAGAGCACAAUUUAUAAGAAAGAAGAUUACAAAGGAAGGUGAAGAAUUACCAUUUUAUCAGCAAGAAUUACAAGUAGGUGCUGAUGGAGGUGAAGAUCGUUUAAUGUUUAUUUGGCCAACUACAAUUGUACAUAAAAUAGAAAAUGAAAGUCCUUUAUACAGCCUCUCUGCACAAGAUAUGUUAAAAGAAUCAUUUGAAAUUGUUGUAAUGCUUGAAGGAGUAGUCGAAUCAACUGGUAUGACAACACAAGCACGUAGCAGUUAUUUACCUUCAGAAAUAUUAUGGGGUCAUCGUUUUGAGCAUGUUGUUAAUUUUCGAAAAGAAAGUGGAGAAUAUGAAGUUGAUUAUAUGAAAUUUAAUAAUACUUAUGAAAUUGAUACUCCAUUAUGUAGUGCUAAACAAUUAGAAGAAGUUAGAGCUGAAAUUAUUUUACCAAAUGGAUUAGAUAGAAUAACCAGUUUGGGUGUUAAAAAUUCAUUAAUUCCAUCAAGUGAUGAUACAUCAGAAUCUAUGGAAGAAAUACAAUCUUAUUCAAUUCCAACACCAAAUUUAACGAAUAAUAAUCGAAAUGUUGAUGAUUUAAGUUCUAAUAAUAAUAAUAAUAGUUUAAUAUUGUUAAAAUCUAAUGUUAAUAAUGAAAAAUCAAAUACAUUUUUAAGUAAUGGUUCAUUAGCAUCUUCAAAACCAUCUACUAGUUAUAAUCAAAGAAGUAAAACACCAGUUAAAUCAAAUAAUAAUCGUCCAUUGGAUUCAAUUUGUUAAAAUAAUUUGCAAUGUACAGGCAUAAUUAGCUUUACCUACAUUUAAAACGUCUAUUUAAAGUCAAUGUUAAACUUAAACAGAGUAUUACACAGAGAAAAGAAUUAAAGUUAAAAUAAAAUAAUUUAAAUUUUUUUUUUUGUCAAAUUUAUUAAUUAUUGUUGAUGUUGUUCAAGAAUUGUAACCGAAUUUACGAUAUGCCUUGGAAUCAUAAUUGGGAAAACCUGUAAUUCAAUUAGGACUGAAUGGAAUAGGAUAAAACUUAAUUGUCUUGAUUAAAUAAUUCUACAAUUUUAAAUAUAGUUAAUUAGUUUGAUUA